UCCUCAACACUAGAGUUGUUUUGCUGUCAAUCAAUGUCAAAAAUAAAUAUUCUGAUCUGAAUGAAGCAAACAUUUAUUUUUAUUCGAAGUUUUUGUUUUAUUUUAAUUUUACUGAACAAUAAUAUAAAAUUUUACUCUUCUGUUUUCUUGUCGAAAAUAUGAAUUUUUCUGAAAUAUGUCGCCUAUGUUUAAAGUCCAAUAAUAGUACAUUAUUAGACAUGUUCAACAACUAUGAUGUAAAAACAUCAUAUUCUGAAAUGCUGUCCACUUGUACUAAAAUAAAGCCAAAUCAAGAGGAUCAAUUACCGAAGCAGAUUUGUAAAGAUUGUUGUAGACAGCUCAAAAAAGUUUACAUUUUUAACCAGCAAUGCGAAGAGAGUGACAAACAAUUAAGAUGUUACUUAGAUCUGCUAGAAAAUCCUAACAGUGAUGUUGACUUAGAAUUACCAGUGACUGGUGUUUCAAAUGGUGAGACUGAUGUCACACAAGACGAGGAUAACGCACUGUUAGAUGUUGUAAAGGAUGAACUCACUGAUGAAAAAGUCAAAAUUGAAGUGAACUACAAUGAAUAUGAGAGUUUUUGGGACACUGAUGAUGAUGAUAUACCUGAGAAUGUCAAGGACAGAGCUAGAGAAUCGGGCAUUGAAAAAAAAAAGAAAAGGGGCAGAAAAAAGAAAGAAGACGAGCAGCAUUCUCCAUCAGCAAGCAAGAAGCCUCACCAAUGUGACGUCUGUGGGAAACUCCUCAGCACGAAGAGCAACCUGAAAGCACACAAGAUCUGCCACACAGACCAGAGGCCCUACCAGUGUUCCGAUUGCCCUGCUACUUUUAGAGGCCACAGCGCAUUGUUCCAACACAAGAAGCUCCACACAGGAGAGACGCCGUACCACUGCGAGUACUGCCCCAAGCAGUUCGCGAGGAGGUCCGGCCUCGUCAACCACAUCAGGAUACACACUGGCGAGAAGCUGUACAGCUGCGACGUUUGCUCCAAGAACUUUGUGCAGGGCGCGCAGCUCUCCAUCCACAUGCGGCGCCACAAGGGGGACAAGCCCUUCCUGUGCCAGGACUGCGGGAAAGGGUUCCCAAUAAAAGCAGAUCUGAAAGUCCACCAGCGGAUACACAACGGAGAAAAGCCCUACUCGUGUCACCUGUGCACUAAAACCUUCGCCACCUCCGGUAACCUCUCCAUUCACAUACGGAUACACACCAGGGAAGUCAGAUACAACUGUCCAGAAUGUCACAAAGGUUUCGUCACAUGCAGCGCGUUCAACGUCCAUCUGAAGAGGCACAAAGGGCAGAGAGACUACCAGUGUGAAUGUGGCAAAACCUUCUACACGUCCUCAGCUUUGAAGCAACACAAAGUUGUUCACACCGGCGAGAAAAAAUACCAAUGCAAAAUUUGUGAAAGGAAAUUUUCUCAGACCAGCCAUUUGAGUCGGCAUUUCAAAAGGGAUCACAUGAAACCGAACGUGCCAGUGCCCUCGUCGGAUUACUUCAAACAUGUCAUAAGGGAAGGCGAAGAAAGUGUGUUCAAUUUGUUGGACAGUUCGAUUCAGAAGAUUCGGAAUGAUUCCGAUGUUAAAUGUGAGAAUUCUUAGUGUUUUUGUUCGAUUUUUGGUAUUGUGUUUGAUUGCAAUAUCAUUUUGAGUGUUCCCUCUCUAAUGCUCGAGUGAUCCUGGUUGCAUUUGUAGCUAUGACGCCGCAAUGCCCGGGGUGUAUUUUUAAACUUUUUUUAUUUUGAAUGUUGGGCUGUAAUUUUAGCUUGACUGAAGGAUUUAUCAGCCGACAAGACGGUUUAUCCCUUGUAUACCUCGUACGUCAUCCACGGUAAAAUAUAGAGUGGUCCUAUUUUAGGGCGAGAACCAUAGACGUGGAUUUAGAACUAAAAUGCAUCUGUAAUUUUCAAGUCAAACGUUGGUACAGUGGCGCCAUCAAUUAUUCGAAAUCAAAAAUCUGCUUAGCUACUAUGUAUUUAUUUCAAAUUAGAUACUAUGUUUAUUAUGUUUUUGCGAGAAGCUCAAAAACUAAUUCUGAGAAAAGAAUAUUGAUUCUAAAUAUCGAAUAAAUGAUUUUACAUCGAGAACUCGAAGAUUUAGGGAUUAUGCUUGUUUUUCUUAUUUAUUUAAUUUAUUCGCUUAUUUAUUACUUCCUCUACUAACAUAUUCAUAAUUAUUAAGCCAUAAUUUAUUUAUUUAAAAUGCCUAACUUAAGUUUUAUUCCCAUCGUGUGCAACUAUUUUAAUUAUUAGGUCUACAUGGUUGUGAGAAAUAAGUCAGAAAUGUUGUCAUCGUCGUGAAUACUGUUUCUUAAAUUGAGACCCACAGUUAGGAUAAAUUGUAACUAUUUAGAGCCAAGUAUUUUAUACCUAUUUAUAUAGGAUGUUGAAAUUUAAGAUCAAAUAGGUUUAUGUACAGUUCUCAUUAUUUUAAUAAUAUUGAAUCACAAUUAGAAAGAAAUUAUAUUUUUAUGUGUAAGUUACCAUCUUGUCAGAACAACAUUUUUGUAAUAUAUAGCUGUAUGAGAAAAAAAUAUAUGUAUUAUAGAUUUGUA
Messenger RNA from Plodia interpunctella (Indianmeal moth), 2550 nucleotides. Its product is annotated as zinc finger protein 501-like. Bases 159 to 1598 code for a protein of 479 amino acids. Gene Ontology annotation, molecular function: DNA-binding transcription factor activity, RNA polymerase II-specific; RNA polymerase II cis-regulatory region sequence-specific DNA binding; zinc ion binding. NCBI's taxonomy places the organism in Eukaryota, Metazoa, Arthropoda, Insecta, Lepidoptera, Pyralidae. Gene Ontology annotation, biological process: regulation of transcription by RNA polymerase II. The transcript has 9 exons. The record is from RefSeq and is a predicted model, not a curated record. Gene Ontology annotation, cellular component: nucleus.